This is a messenger RNA of Puccinia triticina, 1170 nucleotides long. RefSeq lists its product as uncharacterized. The transcript is spliced from 6 exons. The coding region runs from base 1 to 1170 and encodes 389 amino acids. NCBI's taxonomy places the organism in Eukaryota, Fungi, Basidiomycota, Pucciniomycetes, Pucciniales, Pucciniaceae. The record is from RefSeq and is a predicted model, not a curated record.
AUGUCACGGUACCCGCUUGUCGCAGCCGGCUCACUGCACGCAAACGCAACCAGAACUGCGACUCGAUUGAGGACCCGGAAGAUGACGACUCGAGCCGCCUCCCACGCAGGCUCAUGGUACCCCGCAUCCAGUCAGUCCGAGCGCGCUCUACGUAUGAUGGCCUGGACACAGCUGAAGACGGCUCUGGACCCGUUUGAUGCAGAGGAGCGCUUGGCGGGCGAGCUGGAGCGCUGGCUGGGCGAGGCCCAUACGCCGGCCGGCGAGGGUGCGGAUGCUGACGAGCCGUGGAUGUCGGUGUGCAUGCCCGCGCCCCUGGAAGACUGCCGCGCCAUCAUCGCCCCACACGCUGGGUACGCCUACUCCGGGAGGGCGGCUGCCUGGGCUUACAAGCUCAUCGACCCCGCUCAGAUAAAACGGGUCUUUAUCCUCGGUCCGGCCCACCACGUCUACCUCAACUGUUGUGCGCUGACGAAAUGCACCGACUACGAAACGCCGUUGGGCAAUCUGCCGGUCGACACCGCGAUCAACGAAGAGCUGAAAGCGUUGAAGGGCGGGACAGCCCUGUUCAGCGAGAUGGACCUUACGACCGAUGAGGAGGAGCACAGCAUCGAGCUCCAUCUGCCCUACAUCCGCCACGUCUUCAAAGACCAAGACAUCAAGAUCGUUCCGAUCCUGGUCGGCUCGCUCCGGGCCGCGGAGGAGCGCGAGUACGGCGCGCUGCUGGCGGCCUACCUGGCCGACCGGCAGAGCCUCUUCGUGGUGUCGAGCGACUUCUGCCACUGGGGCCAGCGCUUCUCGUACACGUACUACCGGGACCCGAGCACGGGCGCGCCGGCCGAGACGCUUGGGGCGCGCUCGGCCGCGCCAGGCCUCCUCCCGAUCCACGCGUCGAUCGCGCGGCUCGACCGGGCGGCGAUGGAGGCCAUCGAGCUGCCCGACCCCGCCGCCGCCCACGCGCACUUCGCCGGCCAUCUCAAAGAGACCCGCAACACGAUCUGCGGCCGCCACCCCAUCGGCCUCCUGCUCGCCGCCAUGGCCGCCCUCCAUGCCUCCUCCCCCGCCAUCGCCCAGGAGCUGCAGUUCGUCCGCUACGAGCAGUCUGGCAAGUGCCUCACUGCCAAAGACAGCAGCGUCAGCUACGCCAGCGCUUUCUUGAGACAUCCCGCCUGA